GACUCGCUGUCUUAGGGUGGGCUUACCUCGAUACGUUUCACGUCUCAUAUUCAUUGGUUUUAUCUGAAUAACAAUCAUAAUGACUAGCCACGGGCUGCAAAAAAUUAGUAAUGAAGAAAGGGAGUCCAAAUUCGGUUAUGUAUAUGCCGUAUCUGGUCCUGUCGUGACUGCUGAGAAAAUGUCAGGAUCAGCUAUGUAUGAAUUGGUCAGAGUAGGAUAUUAUGAGUUGGUAGGAGAAAUUAUUCGUCUAGAAGGUGACAUGGCAACUAUUCAGGUAUAUGAAGAAACCAGUGGUGUAACUGUAGGUGAUCCUGUCCUUCGUACUGGAAAACCAUUAUCAGUAGAACUUGGACCUGGUAUUCUUGGCAGUAUCUUUGAUGGUAUUCAGAGACCAUUGAAAGAUAUCAAUGAGCUUACAGGCUCUAUUUAUAUACCAAAAGGUAUUAAUGUACCUGCACUUUCAAGAACUAUAUCAUGGGAAUAUAAUCCAUCUAAUAUAAAAAAUGGCAGCCACAUCACUGGUGGAGAUUUGUUUGGCAUAGUUUAUGAGAAUACAUUAGUGAAGCAUAAAAUGAUUUUGCCACCAAAAAGUAAGGGAACUGUCACUUAUGUUGCACCUGCUGGCAAUUACACAGUUAAUGAUAUUGUUUUGGAGACAGAAUUUGAUGGUGAGAGGCAGAAGUAUACUAUGCUUCAGGUGUGGCCUGUACGUCAACCUCGUCCAGUUACCGAAAAAUUACCAGCUAAUCAUCCAUUGCUUACUGGUCAACGAGUCUUGGACUCUCUGUUCCCGUGUGUCCAAGGUGGUACAACGGCAAUUCCAGGAGCUUUCGGUUGCGGUAAAACUGUAAUUUCGCAAGCUUUGUCCAAGUAUUCGAACUCUGAUGUUAUUGUUUACGUCGGUUGCGGAGAGCGUGGUAACGAAAUGUCUGAAGUUCUGCGUGAAUUCCCUGAGUUAACAGUAGAAAUUGACGGAAUUACCGAAACUAUUAUGAAACGUACAGCUUUGGUUGCUAAUACCUCAAACAUGCCUGUAGCUGCUCGUGAAGCAUCUAUUUACACUGGUAUUACACUAUCAGAAUACUUCAGAGAUAUGGGUUACAACGUAUCCAUGAUGGCCGAUUCAACAUCUCGUUGGGCAGAAGCUCUUCGUGAAAUUUCUGGUCGAUUGGCUGAAAUGCCUGCCGAUUCCGGUUAUCCUGCCUAUCUUGGAGCUCGUUUGGCUAGUUUCUAUGAACGUGCGGGAAGAGUGAAAUGCUUGGGUAAUCCUGAUCGUGAAGGUUCUGUCAGCAUAGUAGGUGCUGUAUCACCACCUGGUGGUGACUUCUCCGAUCCUGUUACUAGCGCAACCCUUGGUAUCGUGCAGGUAUUCUGGGGUCUCGAUAAGAAACUUGCACAACGCAAACACUUCCCAUCCAUUAACUGGCUUAUUUCGUACAGUAAAUAUCUUCGAGCUUUGGAUGAUUUCUAUGACAAAAAUUACACAGAAUUCGUUCCCCUGAGAACAAAAGUAAAAGAAAUUUUACAGGAAGAAGAAGAUUUGUCUGAAAUUGUACAGUUAGUCGGUAAAGCUUCACUUGCCGAGACGGAUAAAAUCACUUUGGAAGUUGCGAAACUUCUGAAAGAUGAUUUCUUGCAACAAAACAGUUUUUCAGCGUACGAUCGUUUCUGUCCAUUCUACAAAACUGUGGGAAUGCUGCGGAACAUGAUCGCAUUCUACGAUAUGGCGAGGCAUGCAGUUGAGUCUACCGCACAAUCAGACAAUAAAAUAACGUGGAACGUUAUUAGAGAUAGCAUGGGUAACAUUCUUUACCAAUUAACUUCCAUGAAAUUCAAGGAUCCAGUGAAAGACGGUGAAGCAAAAAUCAAAGCCGAUUUCGACCAGUUACACGAAGAUAUUCAACAGGCAUUUAGAAACCUAGAAGAUUAAUUAUCAGAAGCAGUCAUACAAACAUAAGUUCUCUGCGUUCAGGAACCUUAUGCUGGUCAUUUAAGGAUGUCCUGGACCUACUGGAGAGAAGUAUAACAAGCAUUCAUAAUCACGUAUCGCACAUUAAACUGUUACUAUAUUAGUUUCAAUAAUUACG
Molecule: messenger RNA, 2087 nt
Organism: Habropoda laboriosa
Lineage: Eukaryota; Metazoa; Arthropoda; Insecta; Hymenoptera; Apidae
Gene: Vha68-2
Product: V-type proton ATPase catalytic subunit A
Exons: 12
Coding region: 80-1930 (616 amino acids)
Biological process (GO): ATP metabolic process; proton transmembrane transport
Cellular component (GO): lysosomal membrane; proton-transporting V-type ATPase, V1 domain
Molecular function (GO): proton-transporting ATPase activity, rotational mechanism; ATP binding; ATP hydrolysis activity
Source: RefSeq, a predicted model, not a curated record